GAAAAAAGUUGGGAUUUCCACCUAAAACUUCCUGUCCUUUAUAACCACCAUGUCUACUAGAGUGUACAUUGGUCGUCUUGCACGUGAUGCUCGUACCCGCGAUCUUGAACGCCUUUUCAAGGGCUAUGGCGACAUUGUUGAAGUCAAUGUCAAGAGCGGAUUUGGAUUUGUCGAAUUCCGUAAUCCUAGAGACGCUGAAGAUGCGGUGUACGAUUUCCACGGCACGGAAUUCCUUGGUGAAAGAUUGAUCGUUGAAUUAGCUCGUGGUACUCGUCGUGGUCGUGACGAACGUGGUGGUCGCCGUCGUGACGAUCGUCCGCAUUAUCGUUUAGUUGUCGAAAACGUUGCUCCUGGAACAACCUGGCAGGAACUCAAGGAUGUGAUGCGCAAAGCAGGUGAAGUCACCUUUGCCGAUAUUCUCAAGAACCGUCCCGGAGAAGGCGUUGUGGAAUUCUCUCAUCGUUCCGACAUGGAGUAUGCUCUCAAGAAGUUGGAUGACUAUGAAUUGAAUGGUGAACGUUUGAGACUCCGUGAGGAUAAGGGACGCCGUUCUUCUCGUCGUUCUCGCAGCCGUUCGGUUUCUCGCAGCCGUUCGCCUCGUCGUCGUUCUUCUCGUCGUCGAUCGCCUUCGGCUUCCGUGUCGCGCUCUCGUUCGCGUUCGCCUGCUUCUCGUUCGCGUUCACCGCCUCGUCGUCGUGAUCGUUCCGCCUCCGGUUCCCGUUCCCGUUCGCCUCCUCGACGAUCCAGUCGUCGUGAUCGUCGCGAUGAAGACGACACCAAGGAUGCAGAAAUGAAAUCGCCUGCAUCGGAUCGUGAAAGAUCCCCCGCUGCUGCUCGUGACCGGUCCAUGUCUCGAAGCCGUUCUCCUACCCCUGAUCGCAACGAAGAAAGUGACAACCGAAAUUAAGUCAGUUUCUCUUUAUAAAAUGUGCCUGAAUUUUAGUCUUUGAGUUUGCUAUCAAAGUUUGUCUGAAAGUUUGAAAAAAGAUAUUUGACAUUGAACAACCAAAAGAGGAAUGACAAAAUCAAGGAAUCAAGGAAUCAAACAUGUGAAUGCGUUCA
Messenger RNA from Radiomyces spectabilis, 1062 nucleotides. RefSeq lists its product as uncharacterized. The transcript is spliced from 7 exons. NCBI's taxonomy places the organism in Eukaryota, Fungi, Mucoromycota, Mucoromycetes, Mucorales, Radiomycetaceae. The record is from RefSeq and is a predicted model, not a curated record. Gene Ontology annotation, cellular component: ribonucleoprotein complex; nucleus; cytoplasm. Gene Ontology annotation, biological process: mRNA splice site recognition; alternative mRNA splicing, via spliceosome. The coding region runs from base 50 to 907 and encodes 285 amino acids. Gene Ontology annotation, molecular function: mRNA binding.